UAUGGACAAGCCACCUAUUAAUUCUCGAUAAUUUUCAAGAUAAAAAAGCUAACCUCUCAUAAAACCAAUUACACCUUAAGUUUAUAGAAAUAUUAAUAUAUUUUUAGAAUAACUUUCGAAUCAGUAGUCAUAAUCAAUUUUAAAACAAACCUAAGUUAUAAAGAACAUCCAAUAAUUUUUUUAAUAAUAGUCAGGAGUGCUUAAAGAAUGAAAAUUAGAAUGUUAGUAAAAAGAAAUUGGGAUAGGAUUAUAAAUAGUUUUAUUUUGAGAAGGAAGAUCAAGAAGAAGAAGUUUCAUUCAAAUAAUUAUGCUUAGAAAUGAGUAAAUUUUUAUGAGCUUCAAUAUAUUUUAAUGAACCUAUAUUUGGAGAAUCUCGUUGUUAUAAAUAUUAUAUCAUAAUUUUAUUGUAGUUAUGAAUAAAUCACCAAGUAGCAGUCCAAAACAUUCAUAAUCUAACAAUCCAAGGUCUAAUAAAUAUAGAAACCUUAUAAAGAAUUCUAAUUUCCAAUAGACUCAAAUAUAAAAAGAAGUAGAUGACUUGUUAAUCGCUUCACCCAUAUCAUCUUUUUCUGCUCCAAGAGGUAAGAAAUUCAAGGCCUCAUUUCGUAAAUUUUUGGCUGGAAAUAUAGAUACUAAAUAAUUGAUUGAUCAUAGGAAUUUUCCAACAACAAUAGAAAAUAUGAAUGAUAAAUAUGAGUAUGUUAAAUCUCAUAAGGAAUCUGUUUGUUCUUUCAAAGAUUCUGUAAUCAAUAAAGAACAUUUAUAAAUGAACUUAUUGGAAGAUAAAUUAACAAAAUUGAAGAAUGCCAACAACAAAACCUAAGUUGAAAAUAAGAGAGAAAGACUUUAUGAAUUAUCAUUAUAAGUAAAGAAAGACAAACGAAAGUUAUCAAAAUAAGAGAAUGCUUUAUUAAAAUGGAAGAAAAUAAAAGAUGUUAGUAAAUAUAUAUUAGAUAGGUAAUACAAAAUAAUAUACAAUUAAGAAGAAUGAUAAUAGAUGAAAAAAAAAAGUAAACCAAAUUUUUGGAUAAUUUAGAAAUUGCUUUUCAUAAAUCCUCUGAGUUUUAUAUUCAGAAUUUAAGAUUUCAUUAAUUACGUACAAUGACAGUACUUAAAGAAAAAAAGCUUAGUCAUUCCAAUCACUAAAAUUUAAGUCCAAGACAUUAUCAUUUUCUGUUAAGUUUAUAAUUUAAAGAAAACUCUGACAAUUUUUUAUUUAAUCGCUUCCCAACAAUUUCUGAACAUUUAUAAAAUCUAAUGAAAAAUAAUGAUUAAAUAUAUGAUAGAAUAUUAAAUCUCUAUCUAAAUAAAAAAGAAAUCUAUAUGCAAUGGGUUUAAGAAUAAAAACUAAGAAAAACAAUCAAUUGGAAAUAAAGUAAAUUAUAAAAUUCUAAUGAUAUAAAUUCAAAUACAUCAAAUUCAUUAGGUUAAAAUAAAAGAAAAAUUAUGUAAAGAGUAUAAAAUCCAUUUUAACAAACAUAAAGAGUUAAAGAUUACUAAAGCAAAUUAAUAGAAUAAGUUAAUGAUAUUGAAUAAAUAGAUUAAGAUUCUAAAAGUUAAUUAAAAUAAUUAUUAUAAAAGAGUAACAAAAAGAAAAAUAAUGAAGGUGUUAUCAAACAUAAUAGAUUUCUAUCUUAUCCUACUAAUUAUAAUAGUGAUUAAAUUGAUGAUUUCUAAGAUAAUAUAUCAAAUGCAUCUAUCACUGAAGCUUUAUUAGAUUAAUUAUAUUCUGGAGCUAAUUCAUUAUAAUAGAAAAUUAAUAAUAAUAAAGGAUUGACAUUCUAAAGAAAAGUUCGAGAUUAUUUGAGAUUGGAAGAAAUUAAAUUAUAAACUAUUCAAGCUAAUAAUUUAAAACUAAUUCCUAAAUAACAUGAUUAAAUUAAAUGA
Messenger RNA from Paramecium pentaurelia, 1887 nucleotides. Lineage: Eukaryota; Ciliophora; Oligohymenophorea; Peniculida; Parameciidae. The record is from the annotation of a GenBank genome assembly.